This is a messenger RNA of Juglans microcarpa x Juglans regia, 2311 nucleotides long. RefSeq names its product G-type lectin S-receptor-like serine/threonine-protein kinase At1g11410. Gene Ontology annotation, molecular function: protein serine/threonine kinase activity; ATP binding. The record is from RefSeq and is a predicted model, not a curated record. Gene Ontology annotation, biological process: recognition of pollen; protein phosphorylation. Lineage: Eukaryota; Viridiplantae; Streptophyta; Magnoliopsida; Fagales; Juglandaceae. The transcript has 6 exons. Bases 1 to 2229 code for a protein of 742 amino acids.
AUGUUAAAGAUUUUGAUUUUAGUCUUUCCUUUCUUCUUCCCAAUUUGCAGUUCUUUUACUGAAAUCUUAAAACAAAAUCAAUCCGUCAAAGACGGCCAAACUUUGAUAUCCAAAGAAAAGAACUUAUCCAUUGGCUUUUUUAGCCCAACCAACUCUAGCUAUCGUUAUCUCGGUAUUUGGUUCACUAAAGUGACAGAACAAACUCUAGUGUGGGUUGCAAAUAGGAAUGAUCCUUUCAAUGAUUCCUCGGGAGUUCUCUCAGUCAACCAAGAUGGAAACCUUGUUUUCCAUGACAGCUUUAACCGUCCUCUCUGGUCUACAAAUGUUUCAGUUCAAGGGCAAGCCUCCACUGCAGCUCAGCUCCCAGAUUCAGGAAACCUAGUACUGGUCGAGGAAAACAACAAAAAUGUGUUAUGGCAAAGCUUUGACUAUCCUACAGACACUUUGCUGCCAAACAUGCCGCUUGGUUUGAAUCGGAGAACCAGGCUCAACAGAUUCUUAACAUCUUGGAAGUCCCGAGCUGAUCCCGGAACUGGGGACUGUAUCUUUAAGCUAAAUCUUACUGAGGCACCACAGUUCUUCUUGUACAAGGGUUCAAUCCCAUAUUGGCGAACUGGACCGUGGCCAUGGAGGUCCUCUGCAAUAAAAUCCGAUUUUAAGAUCAAUUACACCAACAAUGGAGAUGAGAUAGCUUACAAAUACUUCUUCGACGACUCCACAAUCAUCACAAGAUUAGUGGUAGACAACUCUGGAUUGCUCCACCACUUUGUAUGGAAUGAUGGUGAACAUCGAUGGAAGGCCUUCUGGUCAGCACCCAUAUAUCGGUGUGAGAAGUAUGGACAGUGUGGCGCGUACAGUAUUUGUAACCCAGAAGAUAUUGUUUUGCAAUGUUCAUGUCUCCCAGGGUAUGACCCAAAGUCUCCGAGGCAGUGGUAUCUUAGAGAAGGUUCUGAGCUAGGUUGUGUAAGAAAGAAGUUGGGUUUGUCUAUGUGUGGGAAUGGAGAAGGGUUUGUGAAGAUGGAGCGUGUGAAGGCUCCAUUUUCACCUGUCGCAGGUCAGAUGUAUUUGAGUAUGAUGGGCUAUGAAGCAUGCAAGCAAGCUUGCUUGAGGAAUUGUUCUUGCACAGCUUUUACAAGCUUGAAUGAUGGGAAAGAAACUAAUUGCUUGCACUGGUAUGGAGAGUUGAUGGAUCUUGAAGUGCAUUAUGAUGAGAAUGACCCAAGUGUAUAUGUUCGUGUGGAUGCAGCAGAUUUAGCUAAGAAUACAAGGAAGUCCACAGGUUUUUUUGGGAAUAAGGGGAGGCUAGCUUUAGUAGUAAUGUCCAUUACUGUGCCAUUGUUGCCAGUAAUGUUACUAGCCCAAAUAUGGCUAAGGAAGAAGAAGAAAACGAGAGUGAAGAGAAAAUUGCACAAUCAGUCAAUAUGUUUUAUUGGUACCAAAGGCUCUUUGGAGGGAAAUGAGCUCGAGGAUAGUAAUACAAACCUAGGUCAACCCAUUUUCGAUCUAAGCUGCAUAGUUGCUGCCACAGAUAAUUUGUCUCCAGCCAAUAAACUUGGUCAAGGUGGUUUUGGCCCUGUUUUUAAGGUAUAUACGGUGACAACUCAUGAUUGUUAUCUUGGUCAAUUACCUAAUGGACAACAUAUAGCUGUAAAAAGGCUAUCCAAGAGUUCAAGACAAGGAAUAGAAGAAUUCAAAAAUGAAGUUAAGUUGAUCGCGAAACUUCAACACAGAAAUCUUGUCAAAAUGAUAGGUUGUUGCAUUCAAGGGGAAGAAAAGAUGCUGAUUUACGAGUACAUGCCCAACAAAAGCUUGAACUUCUUUAUUUUUGAUCCUACAAGAAGUUCAUCCCUGAAUUGGAGCAAACGCUUUGAAAUAAUCAUUGGGAUCGCUCGUGGGAUUUUGUAUCUUCAUCACGACUCGAGAUUGAGAAUUAUCCAUAGGGAUCUUAAAACAAGCAAUAUUCUACUUGAUGAUGAGAUGAACCCCAAAAUUUCAGAUUUUGGUAUUGCUCGCAUAUUCAAGGGGGACCAAAUUCAUGACAGGACAAACAAGGUUGUCGGAACAUAUGGUUAUAUGUCACCAGAGUAUGCAAUAUUUGGAAAAUUUUCGACAAAAUCAUAUGUCUUUAGUUUUGGUGUAAUAUUAUUGGAGAUCGUAAGUGGUAAGAAGAAUAGUAAUUCUUAUAUGGAGCAUCAUUCCCUAACUUUGAUAGGGCAGGUACGUAACUAAAAACAAUAAUAUUUACCAUUUAUAUCCUCAAAUUUAGAUACCUUCUUAUUGAAACCCAAAGUUUUCAAGCAUGGGAGAGAUA